Molecule: messenger RNA, 624 nt
Organism: Heterobasidion irregulare TC 32-1
Lineage: Eukaryota; Fungi; Basidiomycota; Agaricomycetes; Russulales; Bondarzewiaceae
Exons: 6
Coding region: 1-624 (207 amino acids)
Cellular component (GO): EMC complex
Source: RefSeq, a predicted model, not a curated record
AUGAGCACUGUCCAGGCAUAUGCCUCUACUUUGGGACACACAAGAGUGAUUUUAGAUGGCUCGGUAGCAUCAGGAAGCGUAACGCGAGACGGCCGCUUUCUCAUUCCCAGCGUAGAACCAGGAACUUACAUCCUUUCCGUUGUUUCGCACAACCAUCAGUUUGACAAGUUCCGGAUAGAUAUUCCCACCCAGUCUUCCACACCUGAAGUCCGAGCCUAUGCGCCUGGAACACCUCUUAACCCUCCAUCAUCUAUCAAACUAUCAUACCCGAUACUCAUCACACCUCGUGGACAAAACGCCUACUUCGUUCCACCUCAAUCAUUCAAUCUCCUCGGGAUGUUCCAAAAUCCAAUGAUGCUCAUGAUGGUCUUCGGUGGUGUCAUGAUGCUCUCAAUGCCAUACUUAUUGAAGAGCAUGGAUCCGGAGAUGGUGCAGGAGUUCAAAGAGAACCAAGCCAAAUUAUCUAACUUUCAGACCUCACUACAAAAUGGGGAUUUGAAAUCCAGCUAUUCUGCGCUAAUGAGCGGCGAAGAGCCGCGCGCCGUUGUAUCAACAGUAGCAGCCAAACAGCCUAAUUCAGCACCGAAUACGCCCAAGAAUCGGGGCAAUAAAAAGCGGCGAUGA